Messenger RNA from Scophthalmus maximus (turbot), 5176 nucleotides. RefSeq names its product voltage-dependent L-type calcium channel subunit beta-4-like. The coding region runs from base 320 to 1933 and encodes 537 amino acids. The transcript is spliced from 14 exons. The record is from RefSeq and is a predicted model, not a curated record. Gene Ontology annotation, cellular component: voltage-gated calcium channel complex. Gene Ontology annotation, biological process: chemical synaptic transmission; calcium ion transmembrane transport; regulation of voltage-gated calcium channel activity. Gene Ontology annotation, molecular function: protein binding; high voltage-gated calcium channel activity. Lineage: Eukaryota; Metazoa; Chordata; Actinopteri; Pleuronectiformes; Scophthalmidae.
GACAGUUAGCCCCGCCCCCCUCUGGAUUCUAAAACGCUCCCGUCCGUCAUUCGGACGCACCUGGUUCCGAGUGGAGCGUGCGUGACGACCUUUCACCGGCGCGCGCGGCAGGAGCCAGCAACGGAACACCGGCGUCCGGAGGCGGGCGGAGAGGAAGCUGCGUGCGGGACGAGGCGACGAGGCGAGCGCUCAUGUUCUGCUGUGUGGCGUGAAGCUGGAGCACGCAGCCCGGAACCCGCCACCCCUCCGCCGGGCUGGACCGGAGCAGCAGCCGCAGCAGCAGCAGCAGCCAGCCCUCUGGACCGAUGUCCUGGCCGAAAUGUCCCGACACAUCUACAUCCGGAACAAGAUUGGCGAAGGCAUCCAGGCGCCCAUCUUCCAGGUGAACCGAGGGACGUACUCGAGGAGGAGCCGACUGAAGAGGUCCGAUGGCAGCACCACCUCCACCAGCUUCAUCCUCAGACAGGGCUCAGCUGAUUCAUACACUAGUAGACCAUCAGACUCAGAUGUCUCUCUGGAGGAGGAGCGGGAGGUCCCGGCCCAGGUCCAGAGCCAGAGCCCAAGCCAGAGCCAAGGACCGGGACAGAGCCGUCAGGAGAGGGAGCAGCAGGCCACCAUUCAACUGGAGAGAGCCAAGACCAAACCUGUGGCAUUUGCUGUGAGGACCAACGUCAGCUACUGUGGUGCACUGGAUGAGGAUGUUCCAGUCCCAGCCACAGCCAUCUCCUUUGACGCCAAGGAUUUCCUCCACAUAAAAGAGAAGUUCAACAACGACUGGUGGAUAGGUCGGCUGGUGAAGGAGGGCUGUGAGAUCGGCUUCAUCCCCAGCCCUCUGAAGCUGGAGAACAUCAGACUCCAGCAGGAGCAAAAGAGAGGACGAGUCCAAGGUAAGUCUGGAGGGAACUCUUCUUCCAGUGUAGAGGAUGAGGUAUCUGCCUCAAUCCGACCCCUCAUAUCCUCGGCAGGAAAGCAGAAACAGAAAGUGACGGAGCACAUUCCCCCGUAUGACGUGGUCCCCUCCAUGAGGCCGGUCGUGCUGGUGGGACCCUCGCUCAAGGGUUACGAGGUAACAGACAUGAUGCAAAAAGCUCUGUUCGACUUCCUCAAGCACAGAUUUGAUGGCAGGAUAUCGAUCACACGUGUCACAGCAGAUAUAUCGUUAGCCAAACGCUCUGUUCUCAACAACCCCAGUAAAAGGGCCAUCAUUGAACGAUCCAACACUCGCUCCAGCCUAGCCGAGGUGCAGAGUGAGAUUGAGAGGAUCUUCGAGUUGGCCCGCUCCCUGCAGCUGGUGGUGCUGGACGCUGACACCAUCAACCACCCAGCCCAGCUCCUCAAGACCUCGCUAGCCCCCAUCAUCGUCCACGUUAAGGUCUCCUCUCCAAAGGUCCUGCAGAGGCUUGUCAAGUCCAGAGGAAAGUCCCAGAGCAAACACCUGAAUGUCCAGCUUGUGGCCGCAGACAAAUUGGCCCAGUGUCCUCCGGAAAUGUUUGACAUAAUCCUGGACGAGAACCAGCUGGAGGACGCCUGCGAGCACCUGGCAGAAUACCUGGAGGCCUACUGGAAAGCGACCCACACCUCCAUGGCAACACCCCUAAACCCCCUGCUGGGACGCAACCUGGGCCCCACCACCCUCACCCCCUACCCCACCAGCAUCUCUGGACUGCAGCAGAGCCAAAGAAUGCGACAGAGCAACCACACAGGAGAUCAUUCCACCCUGAACGAACGUCGCAACCUGAUGACGUCAGACGAGAACUACCACAACGAGCGGGCGCACAAGGGACGCAACCGCAUGUCAUCUGGUUCGCAGCAUAGCCGAGAGCAGCAGGACCCGUACCAGGACUACCAGGACCCGUAUCAGGAUGCAUACAAACCACAUCGCAAUCGCAGUUCACCGGGCAGCUACAGCCACGACUCCCGGCACCGGCUCUGAGCCCACCCUUCUCACCGCCGGGGCCCACGCGGCCCAGAUUCCACCCAAAACAAACGCUACAACAGAGCUCAGACGGUCCCAAAUUGUACCUGUUUGGUUUGCGUUCCAUUUCUUUCACCUACCUGGCUAUUUUCUCUCUUUCAAAGUCAAACAAAGUCACGUUCGGAUGUCAGGUAUUUAUUUUUAAUCGAGCUGCAGGGCAACCCUUUCAACCUACAGCCUGAGUAGUCGAGAGGUUCAGGAUGCCUGAGUUAACUUGUGCUGUAAAAUAAAUCCCUUCAGUUUAUGUUACUGGGACCUUUUUGGAAUUGUACCAACACGAGGCUCAGCAGACGUGCAGCGGACAUUGUGCUCGUUGCCCACGUCGGCAAGCGAGGUGCGGACAGUGGUCGGAUGGUGACGGUGUGUGGGCUUCAAAGUGCCCGGGACAUCGCACGCGGUCGGAGGGAGGUCCACUGCACACAGACUGCUGAAGGCUGCUGAGCCCCUUCUCCUGGGCCAUGUAUAAAUCCUCUCACCAUUUAGCUUAUUGCAUGCUGAUAGAUGAUCAACCUCCGCAUCCACUUCAUUGAUAUUUUGUACCUAGCACUUCCAUGAUAAGGUAUAGAUACAGAGGUUCCGAUUUCUAAAUCACCUGGCGGUGGAGCAGGCGGCAGGUGCUGGGUCUGUGGUGGGGGCGUGCCGAGGAGGUCUGGCUGCUAGUUUUGAAAAACUGGUGCUUCAAAUUCCCAAACUAUUUUGCUAUUUGAACCCCACUUCGAGCAAGGCCAGCUUUUCUGUAGCUUAGAUUUAGGAUUUCAUUUGGGUAAAGACCCUCACCGUCACGAAGGGAACGGACUCAGAUGGUGCUGGGAUCAGAUCUCGGUGACACUGUAGGGGAAGGCAAUACGGCUUCUGUUCUGAACAGCCAGCACUUAGUUAGAGGAAGAAGUAAUUGUGACAGUCCGUCAGAUAGAGUGAAAUACAAUAGCGAGAUACUUGAGAUGCAUUUGAUGUUGUUGAGAUGUGGACCGGCAUAAAAAAACAAAGAUGUGAAAACCUUUUGAGCACAUUGGGAUGUUCUGUCUGAUAUUUUUGCCCCUGUCCGCGUUAAUAUACGAGUUCUUCCUUUUCAGUCCGAUAGACAUUAAAGGAGUCGCUUUGCAUUUAUUAGCGACUGAUGUCACGCGAUUGGUUAACCGCUGUCAAAGUUCCUUCUAUUCGUUUUUUUCGGGAUUGGAGACUCAAAGAUGUGACGUAUGCAGGAUCGGUUGCAUCAUGUUCAUCCUCUGUGUAGCUGGCAUGUUGUCCUGACUGCAGAGCAUGUUACCUCCAGACGUAAAAAUAAACUCCUACUGUAAUCAAGUUGAUGUUUGUAGAAGUGUAGGGCUCACUCCUUUCUCUGAGGAAAAAAAGAUGUUAAAGGGGGGAGAAAAAAAAAAGGAAUAGACAAACGAGGCCCUAAAUUUAAAAUGAACGAUAUCUCUGGAACCCCGAGGUCUGUAACUAAAUAUAGGGAAAUGAAAUGGUGCAGCGAAAAAUCUUUUUUUAAGUGUUGGUAUCUGUCAUUCAGGAAUGUUUCAGUGGAUUGCAUGACUCACAUGAGGGGACAGUUUCUAAUGAUUCAGAAUUUCCUUGUAUGGUAGAACGUUGCACUGAAAUGAACAGUGAUCUCGCCUUGAACUCGCUGACGCAUUAAGCUCAGACAACACGGGCGGUCGUUGACCCAACAGGGUGUUUAUAUGAAAGCAGAGAGCUGCUGUGAUUGUUCUCAUAAUACACUCAAGUUGUCUCAUGAUUCCGAUUUAAUUAUCUUAUUAUUUUCAGAUAACUGUAAUAGCUAGCUGGUUUUAAUAUUUAAAUAAAUACUUUUGGCUCAGUAGAAGAUCAAAUUGAAGUAGAGCAAUUAGUGUUUCCUUGUGAUCACAGUUUAAACAUCUCGUCAAUGUCAUUUCACGCACCGCUGAGAGAAAAGAGCCCUUUGGAAAAAUAAAAUGCAAUUUGUUAUUUAAUAAUGAUGCGAUGGUUAAUUCCUUUUCCUGGAAUGAGUAAAUACGAGAAACACUAAAUGAACCCUUUUGUUUCUGUUGUCCUGAUGUUUUCUCCGACAUUCAUCGUGUACAGUGUGACGCAGAAUACGUUUGUCAUGUUUAGACAAAUCUUUAAAAGCUCCUCUUAAACUCUUGGAUGUCUUUUCCCUGACGCAGCAGCAGAUAAACGGUGAACGAACCUCUGAAAAAUGCAAAUAAUUACUGGCUCAUUUAAUAAUCCUCUCCCUUAAAUCAUUUUUUUUGUGUCUGCGAUACACAGUGCUAUCCCAAAUGUCUAGACUUUCGUAUUUUUUUCUGUAAGACAGAAAGAAUAGAACAAAGAUAAGUUAGGAGCUGCUGCUGUUCCGGCGAUUCCCCCGCUUUAAUACAUGUCUCAUACAUUACAAUUAGUAUUAUUAUCUUAAAUAAGUCUGUUAAACUUUUGACCCUAAAUCAGUUUGUGGGGUUAUUUUUAGAACAUAGAUAUAAAUUCUGACCUACAUUUAGGAUAUUCGACUGUCCCCAAUAAUUUUAUAGCCUGACAGUUUCAGGAUUUCUUGAAGGGACCUAAUUCUAAGACCUAAUUUGAAUAAAUUUCCCCUUCUCACUUCACUGACGACAACUUCAAGCCUGACAUUAAAUGCAAAAUGUUGAAAAGUAGCUCCUAAUUUAUUGAUUUAAACUUGCAAUUAGGCAUCGUGUUCUCUUCAUGAUUCACUUUGAGAAACUCAUAUAGCACAAGAAAAAAGAAGUGGGUUUUAAGCAACUGUUCCUACAAUGUGAAUGUGGUAUAAGGGCACAGACUAUUUCAAGAAUUAUCUUUGCCCACAGACAAGGCUGCAAAUGAAAAAAAAAUAAUGCUACUGUUUACAGGCAUGCUUUUCUGUCUCUUUCUGCCCCAUAGCAUUGAAUCCCAUUGGUUGAUUGAACAGGGAGCCAUUUUCCAUUUGAAUUCAAGCCAACCAAUGUUGAGCUGGGCUGCUUGAGACAAUCAGAAGGGAUUUCCAGACCAGCAUCCCACCAUCCCUCUCUUUGUGAACGCCCGAAAAUGAUGAGAUACGUUUGCCCCCAUCAGAAAGCCUCUGAAAUCUGUCCUUCCUGGCCUUCUCGCAUUGAACCUCCAAAUUUCAUUACUGAUUUUAUUUUUCACGGAUUAAAUCUCAAGGUGACCACAAAAAUACAAAAAAUGAUCGGGAGGAUUUUCUUUGGGAAAAUGUAGGAAAUCCCCCCCCCC